AUGCCGCGCGAACUCUCCAUCCUCAUAGUCGGCGCGGGGCUCUCGGGCCUCGCGACCGCCAUCCAGUGUGCGCUCUCGGGACACAGUGUCACGGUGCUUGAAGCGGCAAGGGAACUCGCUGAGAUCGGCGCCGGCCUCCAACUCACGCCCAACGCCACACGGCUCCUUCUCUCCUGGGGCGUCUACGACCGCAUCCACAGCCCCUGCGAACCCGCCACGUGCACGGUGUACGACUACAAGGGCACUGUGCUCGCGCACGAAGAUGGGUUUGACGCGAACUGUCGCAGGAAAUACGGCGCGCCGUUUGCGGACUGUCAUCGGGUGGAUUUGCAGCAGGCGCUUGUGAAGAGGGCGCGGGAGCUCGGGGUGGAGGUUGUGCUGGGGGCUAGGGUUGUGGGGCUGGAGUUUGAUCUCAUACCCGAGGGCGGAGAGGGUGAUGCGGACGAUGGGAGGAGGCAAGCACAGGUUAAGGGCGAGGAUGGGCGGAUCUGGGAAGUCGAUCUUGUGGUUGCGGCCGACGGACUGUGGAGCGCGUGUCGCUCAGUGCUGCUUGGGCGGCGCGACGCACCUCUUCCAACAGGCGACUUGGCCUAUAGAAUUGUGCUCAAGGAGGAACAGAUUGCGGAGCUGGACCCGCAACUGAGAGAUAUGGUGCGCACGCCGGGGGUGCGGUUCUGGGUUGGACCCGAAGCGCAUGUGGUCGCUUAUAGCAUGCGUGGAGGGAGCAUGUACAACGUCGUUCUCCUCGUGCCAGACGACCUCGAGGAAGGUGUUGCAAGAGCGGAAGGCAGCACGGCGGAGAUGCGGGCGCUGUUCGAGGGGUGGGACCCUGUACUAACGCAGCUCCUCUCGCGCGUCGACAAAGUCGAUAAGUGGAAGCUCAUGCACCGCGAGGAGCUUCCCUCAUGGGUCAACGAACAGAACAACCUCGUCCUCGUCGGCGACGCCUGCCACCCCAUGCUCCCCUACCUCGCCCAAGGCGCAAACUCCUCCAUCGAAGACGGCGCCGUGCUGGGCCUUCUGCUGUCCCCUUCCAAUAACUUCACUUCCGCGUCCCAGCUCCCAACCACGCUGCAGCUCUUCCAGACGCUGCGGAAAGCAAGGGGCGAAGCCAUCGCGCGGGAGACGUUUAAGCAACGGAAAGACUUCCACAUGCGGGAUGGGAAGGAGAGGGAGGAGAGGGAUAGGGUGUUUGCGGAGUGGAGGGGGAGGGGUGAAGAGUUGGAAAGGAGCGGGGUGGAGUUUCCGAGUCGGUGGACAUGUCCGGUCGUGCAGCCGUGGUUGUAUGGGUACGAUGCCGUGCGGGAGGUUGAGGGGGCUAUUGGGCGGUAA
Molecule: messenger RNA, 1332 nt
Organism: Paraphaeosphaeria sporulosa
Lineage: Eukaryota; Fungi; Ascomycota; Dothideomycetes; Pleosporales; Didymosphaeriaceae
Product: salicylate hydroxylase-like protein
Exons: 3
Coding region: 1-1332 (443 amino acids)
Biological process (GO): secondary metabolite biosynthetic process
Molecular function (GO): FAD binding; monooxygenase activity
Source: RefSeq, a predicted model, not a curated record